CUGUGUUCCCAGAUGGAGAGGAUGCAGGGAGAGGGAGAGGUGGACCACCUGGAGCAACCAAGCCCGCUGACUGACAAGGAGAGGGUGAUGAUCCAGGACUCCUGGACGAAAGUCUACCAGAACUGCGAUGACGUCGGAGUAGCCAUACUAGUCAGGCUGUUUGUGAACUUCCCCUCAUCCAAGCAGUACUUCAGCCAGUUCAAGCACAUCGAGGAGCCGGAGGAGCUGGAGCGGAGCGCCCAGCUUAGGAAGCACGCUCACAGAGUCAUGAAUGCCAUCAAUACACUGGUGGAGAGCCUUGACAACUCAGACAAGGUGGCCUCAGUGCUGAAGCUGGUGGGCAAGGCCCACGCACUGCGACACAAGGUGGAGCCUGUCUACUUCAAGAUCCUGAGUGGUGUGAUACUGGAAGUCCUGGGAGAAGAGUUCCCAGAGGUUGUGACACCAGAGGUGGCCGCGGCGUGGACCAAACUCCUGGCUACGGUCUACUGCAGUAUCACCGCCGUGUAUGAGGAAGUGGGCUGGACUAAGCUCUCAACCUCAACCGGGUGAAGCUUUUAGUCUGGUUUUAUCAGACCGUGCACACCAAGAGACUUUUUUUUUUUUUUUUUUGGCCCGAGCCUCAAAACAGAGAGGAAUCAACUGACUGGAGCCUGGGAAUACAGUUUGAUGUAAUCUAAGAUAAUAAUGGGCUACGGACCAAACCCUUUACAGGAGAGAGCAAAAAGGAAGAAAAUGCAAACAUAAAUCCAACAAUGGAUGAGAGGUCACAUUUGACUUGGAUGUGCCUUCUACUGAAUGUGUAUAUCUAGAAAACUGCCUUGUAAAUACCAUUCUUUCUAAAUAUUGUGAUGUUUUUAUGAUGUUUCCUUUUAUCAGUCUAUAUCCACAUGUGUCCACUUUAUGAGAUAUUAAAAAGACCAAGACAUUUUUACAUUUUUAACAGUUAACUGUGAUGAUUGUAAAUUUUUUUUCAUUACGACUCACCUUUGUAUCUGUAUUCAACCCAAUUUUGAA
Molecule: messenger RNA, 1017 nt
Organism: Xiphias gladius (swordfish)
Lineage: Eukaryota; Metazoa; Chordata; Actinopteri; Istiophoriformes; Xiphiidae
Gene: cygb2
Product: cytoglobin 2
Exons: 3
Coding region: 13-552 (179 amino acids)
Biological process (GO): oxygen transport
Molecular function (GO): heme binding; iron ion binding; oxygen binding
Source: RefSeq, a predicted model, not a curated record